CCAGUGAACAUCUCUAGGUUCCUUCUCCGAUGCCAUCCGCUGGAGUUGCUUUGGAGGUCUGUAAAUGCAAGACAGCUGAAUGUUGGAUAAUUAGCAAUGGAAGAAAAAAUCUCUAAAAGAACAGCAUCCAUACCCCAGUUUACCAAUUCUCCCACAAUGGUGAUCAUGGUGGGUUUACCUGCUCGAGGCAAGACCUAUAUCUCCACGAAGCUCACAAGAUAUCUCAAUUGGAUAGGAACACCAACUAAAGUGUUUAAUUUAGGACAGUAUCGACGAGAGGCAGUGAGCUACAAGAACUACGAAUUUUUUCUCCCAGACAACAUGGAGGCCCUACUAAUCAGAAAGCAGUGUGCUCUGGCAGCCCUGAAGGAUGUCCAUAACUAUUUCAGCCAUGAGGAAGGUCAUGUUGCGGUUUUUGAUGCCACCAACACAACCAGAGAACGACGGUCACUGAUUCUACAUUUUGCUAAAGAACAUGGUUACAAGGUUUUCUUCAUUGAGUCCAUUUGUAAUGACCCUGACAUCAUUGCAGAAAAUAUCAAGCAAGUGAAACUUGGCAGCCCUGAUUACAAAGACUGUGACCGAGAAAAGGUUCUGGAAGACUUUCUAAAGAGAAUUGAGUGCUAUGAAGUCAACUACCAGCCCUUAGAUGAUGAAUUGGACAGGCCCAGCCAUCUGUCCUACAUCAAGAUCUUUGAUGUGGGCACCCGCUACAUGGUGAACCGAGUGCAAGACCACGUCCAGAGCCGUACAGUCUACUACCUCAUGAACAUCCACGUCACGCCACGUUCCAUCUACCUAUGCCGGCAUGGUGAGAGUGAACUCAACCUCAGAGGUCGCAUCGGAGGUGACUCAGGCCUCUCAGCUCGAGGAAAGCAGUAUGCCUAUGCCCUGGCCAACUUCAUUCGGUCCCAGGGUAUCAGCUCCCUGAAGGUGUGGACCAGCCACAUGAAGAGAACUAUUCAGACAGCUGAGGCCCUCGGUGUCCCCUAUGAACAGUGGAAGGCCCUGAAUGAGAUUGAUGCGGGUGUCUGUGAGGAAAUGACCUAUGAAGAAAUCCAGGAACACUACCCUGAAGAAUUUGCACUACGGGACCAAGAUAAAUAUCGUUACCGCUAUCCCAAGGGAGAGUCCUAUGAAGAUCUGGUUCAGCGUCUGGAACCAGUUAUAAUGGAGCUAGAGCGACAGGAGAAUGUACUGGUGAUCUGUCACCAGGCUGUCAUGCGAUGCCUCCUGGCCUACUUCCUGGAUAAAAGUUCAGAUGAGCUGCCCUAUCUUAAGUGCCCUCUGCAUACAGUGCUUAAACUCACUCCUGUGGCUUAUGGCUGCAAAGUGGAGUCCAUCUACCUGAAUGUGGAAGCUGUGAACACACACCGGGAGAAGCCUGAGAAUGUGGACAUCACCCGGGAACCUGAGGAAGCCCUGGACACUGUCCCUGCCCAUUACUGAGCUCUUUCUAAUAAUCAAAAUCCCUCUGUCCUCACUGUCUUCCACCUUUAUGAGCUUUUUGGCCUGUGCCUUACUGGGAAAGCCCUAUCUCUGGUAAAGAAAUCCAUAGCAGCUCUAAGACACGUCUUUAUUUUUAACCACAAAUAAGAAGCUGCGUAGCUCUGGAUGAAACACUUUCUUAAUUCCUAUUCUCUGAUCAAAAGACUCUUACUGCCUAUCGGAGGACAGGAGGAGGUCACAUUUAGGUUUCUCCUAUUGUUUUUAAGUUCCUGAUCCUGAUUUUGACCUAGCUCUGGUGCUGUAAAUGUGGAAUGGGUGAGGACUUUCUGGAGAGAAGAGUCCUAGGGUAGCACCUCUAAGGAUGGGGGAGAAGAUUCCUUUGCAGUUAGAGUGAACAAGGGCAGGACACCUUCAUCCUUAUACUCAAAACAAUCUGGCACUUUUACAAAGUUCUUUUUCAACUGUUGUUGCUAUCCUGAAUGAUUCCACUGUCUAUGUGAAUUACUCAGCCAACAAUCUGGCCUCCCAGUCUCCUAACCUCAACUCUAUAAUCAUCAUCUCUAUCACUUCACAAAUCUUGGCAUCAUAUCCCUGGUUUGACUUCUUAAAUGCAAGCAUCCCACUCUUACUCAAGAGUCCUUACAAAGGUAGUCAUGGGACAUUUCUUGAAUGAACAGUAUUUUUUCUUUUACAUCAGGAGUGUGGUCCUUUGACGUCUUCAUUGUCUCCCAAUCCAUCCUCUGCUUCCUCAAUACUCUUCCAUCCUUAACCAGUUUGGAUUCUAUGGUCCACCUCUUUAGCCACUCUCCAUGUACCACCUAUAGGUCAGGUACCAGUGACCCAGUGGUAAAAACUUACACACUUGCUGUGGUUAUUCUCUUGUCCUUUCUUCACAGCUACCCAGCGAGAUCCAAACCUUGAACAAUCCACACCUCUUUUUGUUGGGAUCUAUUACAGGUUUGCCAAUGAGUGCUUGAAGUAGAUCUACAUUGAUUUCCCAGCCACUCCUAAAUCCUGUUGAAAGCCAGGGUCACCCUCUAUUCUGUCAUCCUAUCCCAUCCCACCUUCUCAGACUACAUCAGUCAAUUCCUCACUCUUCUAUAUCUACCUCUUGGCCCUCUCUAUUGGCUUUGGACCCAUGGUCUAUGCAAUAUGCUCAAGUCUUUCUCUCUGAUCCCAAGAAAACCCUCCCUUUUUCCCAUGUCCACUCCAAUAACUCCCCUUAUGUUCCUCUAUUCUUACAAAAAUUACUCAAUGAAUCUAUACUUACUAUCCAGAACUCUCUCCUUUUGCCUUCUGUCCCAGAAUUUCCCAAGCUAUUAUGCCCUGGCCUGCUAUGUGUUCCUAGCCCUCUCUUUCACAAGAAAUAUCUGCUUUUUAGCCUCAAGCUAGAGCCCUACAUUCUCUGAAGAGCUAUGUUGAUCUCUAGCUGUCCUGUGAACCCAAAAUGUCAUUCAUGACUACCUAAACACAUUAAAAGACCAAAAAA
Messenger RNA from Heterocephalus glaber (naked mole-rat), 2938 nucleotides. RefSeq names its product 6-phosphofructo-2-kinase/fructose-2,6-biphosphatase 1 (gene Pfkfb1). Gene Ontology annotation, biological process: fructose metabolic process; fructose 2,6-bisphosphate metabolic process. Gene Ontology annotation, cellular component: 6-phosphofructo-2-kinase/fructose-2,6-biphosphatase complex; cytosol. The record is from RefSeq and is marked provisional. Gene Ontology annotation, molecular function: ATP binding; 6-phosphofructo-2-kinase activity; fructose-2,6-bisphosphate 2-phosphatase activity. NCBI's taxonomy places the organism in Eukaryota, Metazoa, Chordata, Mammalia, Rodentia, Bathyergidae.